GGGAAAUGGUUAAACAUGCAAUUCGAUUUUAUUUUAUUUGUGAAAAACCAAACAAAACAACUAUUUAGUCAACACAAAAGGUCAGAUUGGAAUUGAACUUGACUAAACAUUAUUUUUUGUACUCACAAAUUGUGGAUGAAUUUAUAAGUGAACAAUUGUAUUCCUUUCUUAUGAAAUGCAUACCUUUUGAUAAUAAUAUUAAUACCAGAAGUGCUGUAAAGUAACAGAGAUUUAUAUAAAAUGCAUACAAAAUUGAUUAUAUAGAUUAAAGUGUACAAAUACAUGCUUAUGAAGUUGUUGAUGGAGAAAAAGUUUCGAGUUCUGUAAAUUCAGUGAAAAUUAGUACAUUGGAAUUUUGCACAAACUGACUUUGCAAUGCAGCAAAAAGUGAAUAUUUUACAUGACAGUCAAACAGAAAAGUUGUCAACUAUGUGAAAUGUCUCCUUUAGAUCUAUUCUGAGAAAUCUAAAAAUAGAUUUAUUCUAAAACCUAGCGGAUUUUUCAAUAGCUUUUAGGUACACCCCUCCAUGUUGGUCCCCUUUUACCUUCAGAACUGCCUUAAUACUUGGUGGCAUAAAUUCAACAAGGCACUAGAAACAUUCCUCAGAGAGUUUGGUCCGUAUUGACAUGGCAGCAUAUCAUAGGCUGUGGGUUGGAACCAUGCUCAGUUGGUAAUGAAUGGUUAUUUGAGUUCCUGUUUCCUAUUUAUCAGCUGAAACCAGUAAAUAUCCUAGUAGAUUAGUAGUUUCUGCAUGACUGCGACCAACCCAUCUGGCACCAACAACCAUGCCACGUUCAAUAACAGUGAAGUCAUAUUUUGUCUCUAUUUUGUUGCUCAGAUUGAACUGCAGCAUAUUGUCUUGACCAUGUCUACAUGGCUAAGUGCAUUGAGGUGCUGUCAUGUGAUUGGCUGAUUAAAAAUGUGCGUUAACAAGCAGUUGGACAGGUGUGUCUAAUAAAGUGGUCAGUGAGUGUAUAUAACAUAACAUAUAGUUUCAUUAUCAAAUAUUAAAGAACAGUAACAUGCUUAUACAUCUUCCCCAUCUCCAAUCUCUACUCAUCUCCAAUCAACAUUUCUCAAAUUGAAAUCCUUCUCAGAGACAGAAUCCCACUUCAACACAAAAAACUACAAAUAAGGCAGAAUAUAUAUUAUAAUAGCCAGUAGACUGCACUUAUUUGUAGACAAGAUUUUUAUCCUUGUUUUUCUUUUUCACUCUGUUCUAUUCUUUCUUGCUUGCUUGAUUACUUUCUUUUUCUUUUCUUACUUUGGUCUGUAAGUUAUGGUGUCCUUUUAAGUUAACUAUUUAGAUCUUAACCAACGCUACAUCUGCCACCAUUAAUCAAGGGUUCUUUAGACUGACCCUUUUAUUCCUUGAAGUAUUAUCAUUACUAUAAAUAUGCGUCUAUCUUUAACUGGUGUAUGCUAGACUUAAUCUCUGUGGCAUUAAUUUGAUCACUCUCUGCUCUAUAAAAAGGAGAUUACUUUGUUGGACUUGAGCCUUUCCUCCUGUAUUCCGAGCCAGCCCAGCUGAAAAGCCUCAGAGGCUGGGCAGGUCUGAACGGAGGCCCGUAGAUGGCCGGUUUUUCAGAUGAGAAGGAACAGCUCAUGGACAGAGGCUGAAAAGCCGGGGCAGAGUGAUGACAACGACUGACGGCUGCACAGUCAAGAGACACUCUGCGCUUCCAUUCUACUGGAGGCUCAGACAGAGACAUGCGAUCCGAACCAGACCCGGAGUUCCAGCUCUCUGCCUGCUCAGCACCCUCGUCUAAGAUUCCAAAGAAGACAGAGGCAGGAGGUGCUUCUUUACUCCCUCCUUCCUCUGAAAGUUCAGUGCUCCAGUUUGAAUUCCCUGGGGCAUGUUUUGUGGUCGGGGUCAAGACCGGGGUCGCAUCGGCCAAGUUGAUAAAGAACAAGAGAAACUGGAGUGGCUGCCACGGUUUCUAAAGGUUUAGAGUCUGGGGUCUCUGGAUAUGCAGACCACGACACAUGCCAUAUCUGAAUGUGUUAUCUAGAAUUAGUCUGCCGUGCCACUUCCUGUUGAGCAACUUCAUCGCAGCUGUUCCGCCUCACCACUGCGACAUCAGAGGUAUCGAGGAUGGAGGGUUAUUCGGAAACUUAACCUUCAACCAAAAAGUCAUUGUUGGCAUUCCAACAGAGCGAGAUGGGGCUCCAAGCUCCUGCUUAAUGUUUACAAAUCCUCAGUACCAGUAUUUGUUCAGCUCAAACACCAGCGAGGAGACAUAUCCUGUCAAGUGUCAAAAUGGAUGGGUCUAUGACAAAAGCAUCUUUCGGUCUACUUUGGCAACAGAGUGGGAUCUGGUGUGCAACAAAAAAUGGAUGAACAAAGCAACCGCUACUGUUUUCUUCAUCGGUGUUAUGACUGGAGCACCUCUGUUUGGAUAUCUGAGUGACAGGUUUGGACGACGGCCUCUGCUGCUGGUGUCCUAUCUGUCCUCACUCACCUUUGCUAUUCUCAGUGCAGUCUCAACGUCAUUUGUCAUGUUUGCCAUUAUGAGGUUUCUCACUGGGAUAUCCCUUGCAGGAAUAAGCAUUAUCUCUAUUGCCUUAAAUAUUGAAUGGUGUAGUACCAAACACAGGACUUUUUCUGGUAUAAUCAUUAGUUUGGAUUGGACACUUGGAAACUGGCUUUUGGUAGGGAUUGCUUAUGGGAUAAAUGAGUGGAGAACGCUCAUUCUGGCUGCAACUUCACCCUUAAUUCUGGCUGUUAUGGUUUGGAGAUGGCUUCCAGAGUCUGCUAGGUGGCUUAUAGCAAAUGGAAAAGCAGAAGCUGCUCAGUAUUACAUGAUGAAAUGUGCUAAGAUGAACAAAGGAUCCAAGGGCCUCACCACCAUCAUACCCGAAGCAUUACUGGAAUCUGUGGAAAGUGAACGUGAAGGAAAGAAGUUCACUGUUGCAGACCUUUUCAAAACACCAAACAUGAGAAAACUUGCAAUAUGCACAGGGAUUGUUUGGUUUGGAGUUGCCUUUACAUAUUACGGAAUUACUCUGAAUAUUUCGGGAUUUGGACUCAACCCUCACCUGACACAAUUUAUAUUUGCAUCAAUUGAAAUGCCGAUGAAGAUUGCAGUUUAUUUCUCUUUAGAAAAACUUGGAAGAAGGCGUUGUGAGGUCACAGCCCUUCUGGCCACUAGUCUCCUCCUCUUCAUCAAUAUUUUUGUUUCUAAAGAAAAAUGGCUCAUUCGUACCAUUGUGGGAGUUCUCGGAAAAUCCACAUCAGAGGCCUCAUUCACAAUAAUGUACCUUUAUACGACUGAACUCUAUCCCACAGUAGUACGACAGAAUGGUUUAGGCUACACUGCGUUUUUGGCACGCCUGGGUGUGUCCGUCUCCCCACUGGUCGUUCUAUCAGAAGAAGCAUGGCACCUACUCCCAGCAUGCAUUUAUUGUGCGGUGGCUCUCGGCUCAGGUGUGAUUGCUUCACUCCUGCCUGAAACAUUAGACGCUCAAUUGCCAGAGUUCAUUGAAGACAUUGAGAAAACCAGGAAACAAUCUGUGAGGAGGGAAGAGAUUCAAUCAAACAUGCACGAUGACCUGUUACCAACCCUUUCUGCUUAGCUUCGUGAAAUACAAAACGCAUGUUUUAUCCUGUUUUUUUUUUAUCCUGGCAAAAUCAUGACUAAACCCAAUAAAUCAUUUACCUAAAA
This is a messenger RNA of Oryzias latipes (Japanese medaka), 3666 nucleotides long. The record is from RefSeq and is a predicted model, not a curated record. Lineage: Eukaryota; Metazoa; Chordata; Actinopteri; Beloniformes; Adrianichthyidae.